UGCCCCGUCUGAUGCACCCAAUCCCGCAGCCCGCCAAGAUCCCGUUCCGUCGUCCUCGGUUAUCCCGAUUCCGCGUUUAAUACCCCGUCGAAGUCCCGACCCUUUGUAUCGCUCCCGUUUCUUGCUCCGCCGCCUUCAGCGGUUCCGCCCCCUUUCUCCGAUCCAGCCCCCUUCAACUCUAGCCGUCGGAAAUUCCCGUCUUCGUUGGAGUGUAGCGGUGAUGGACCGGAUGCGGGCCGGCAGCCCGGCAUACUCGCGGCAGGGAAGCGGGGCGUCAAGCGGGUCGGGAUCCUCUUCGCCGGGCUUCUCGCCUGGGCACAGCCGUUCGGUCUCUGCAUCCAGCUUAUCCGGUAUCAGGCGGACCCAGAAUCUUGCAGCAAAGGCUGCCAGCGCUCGCCUAGCCCAGGUCAUGGCGACUCAGGCAACCGAUGACGAGGAUGAGGAUGACCUUGUCUUCGCCUCCGGAUCCGGCGUUGUUUCGGGGAUUCGGUAUGGCUUGCCGAGGCAAGUGGGAGGCAGUAACGGCGGCGUCGGUGCGGCCGCAAGUAGCCCCUCGUUGCUUGGGAGAUCGGCCAGGUCACCCUCGCCUGCGUUAGGUAGGAAUUUUGUAGAGUCUGUCUCAGCAAAUCGCUCUUCGUCAGUUGGGAGGACAACAUUACCAGGUCGUAUGACACCAAUGGUGCCCCCAGCCAAAACAACAGCAAGGAGCCCAUCUCCAAUUCCUGCCAUAGAGCCUCCUGUGAACAAGCGAAUAGGUAAAAGAUUCCCAGAGAUGGGGAUGGGGCCUCGGAACCCUAGAGAACCAAGUGAUCGGAGUGAGGCUUUUGCUCUUCAGGACAAGCUUGACAUGGUAGAAGAAGAGAAUUACAGCCUUCUUGAAAAGCUACAACUUGCUGAAGAGAGAUGCCAGGAAGCAGAAGCCAGGUCUAGGGAGCUAGAGAAACAGGUUGCUAAUCUUGGUGAAGGGGUAUCUUUGGAGGCCCGUCUACUGAGUAGGAAAGAAGCAGCACUGCGCCAAAGAGAGGACGCUAUUAAGUCUGCAAUAAGAGAGAAGGAUGAAAAUAGCGAGGAGCUAACUGCUCUUAGACAGCAAGUGGAGUCUGCAAGGGAUGAAGUUGCAACCAUAAUGGAUCAAUUCAAGGGUGCGGAAUUGGAAAUAAAUGCAUUAAGCGCCAUGACACAAAGAAUGGUCUUAAGCCAAGAAGAAAUGGAAGAGGUUGUUCUCAAAAGGUGUUGGCUUGCUCGAUAUUGGGCCUUAGCUGUUCAACAUGGAAUCUAUCCAGAGAUUGCAGCAGCCAAACACGAGUACUGGUCAUCAUUAGCUCCUAUACCUCUUGAAGUGGUCGCCUCUGCAGGUCAAAAAGCAAAGGAUGAGUUUUGGAGCAAUGCUUUUAAUGACUCUGAGAAGAGAAAUAAACUGGGUCGUGCUGCAAGUGAUGCAAUGGCUGAAGGUAACAUUGAAAGCAUGCUAGCAGUAGAAAAAGGUCUAAGAGAACUUGCUUCUAUAAAGGUUGAGGAUGCUGUCAUUCUUGCACUUGCUGAGCAUCGGCGUCCUAAUUUACUUCGGCAAUCAACACCAGAUUUUAAAUCACCAGGCAAUCCUAAAUUCAUGGAAGCAUUUGAACUAAGCCAAGAAGAGAUGGAAGAUGUCUUGUUUAAGCAGUCAUGGCUCACAUACUUUUGGCGAAGAGCAAAAACCCACAGUGUAGAAGAAGAUAUAGCAGACGACCGGCUGCAAUUUUGGAUAGAUCGCAUGGGCCAAUCACCAACUUCUCAUGACGUUGUUGAUGUGGAACGAGGAUUAAUAGAGCUGAGGAAACUGGGCAUUGAGCAGCAGCUAUGGGAAGCAUGUCGCAGGGAAAUUGAUGCCCAUCAAAAGCCACCAGCUGAUGCAGAAGAAAACUUGUAGCUUGUGAUGAAUAACAGCAUACUUUUAUCCAAUUCAUUUCAUGGUUGUUUUUCUCAUUCAAUCGGUUCGCUGAAAUUGAUAAUAGAUGCCAUGCUGCCUUUUAAUACUUCAAACUGCAUCAAGAUACCUAUCAUUCGCACUUCAUAUAGUAAAGCUUCUGUGUACAUAGCAUGUAGCAUGUAGCAUGUGGCAUGUGGCAAAAGACAAUUACACUCGCCCCCAAGACCCAGGAUACUGUGUACAUAGCAUGCUCAUAUAGUUGUGUUGUGUGCUUUCUAUACAUGUGUACGUGAACAUUUUUUUUUUAAUGUGUAUGUGAACGUUCAGUAUACAAGUUGUCAACGUGUAAUUUCUUUUGUAAAAUGGGGUCCAAUAUGUAAAGCAUUUGAUUACAGAGGCAUCGUAUAAUCUCCUGGUGAAUGAA
This is a messenger RNA of Zingiber officinale, 2333 nucleotides long. Its product is annotated as coiled-coil domain-containing protein SCD2-like. Bases 221 to 1909 code for a protein of 562 amino acids. NCBI's taxonomy places the organism in Eukaryota, Viridiplantae, Streptophyta, Magnoliopsida, Zingiberales, Zingiberaceae. The transcript has 17 exons. Gene Ontology annotation, biological process: cytokinesis by cell plate formation. The record is from RefSeq and is a predicted model, not a curated record.